AAGCCCCAGUUGAGAGGAUUUUGAAACAUAGUUCCCAUGGCAACAGGCUUUAAAGUGACAUUAUCCCAGAAGAACUUUUCUUGGUUGUUCCAUCAUCUAAACAAGAAUCCUCUGAGGCUCGUGGGGAAAAGUCAACUUCUAAUGAAGCUGGAGUCUUUGCUUUCUGUGCCCCAAGGAGCACCUUUUCCUAUGGGGCUCCUUUCAGGCCUUAAAGGAGAAUGGCUGCUGGGAACUCCUCCUCUGUGACAGAGUUUAUCCUCGCAGGCUUAACGGACCAGCCAGAACUCCAGAUCCCCCUCUUCUGCCUGUUUCUAGGUGUCUACGUGGUCACCGUGGUGGGGAACCUGGGCUUGAUAACCCUGAUUGGGCUGAACUCUCACCUGCACACCCCUAUGUACCUUUUCCUCUAUAAUUUGUCCUUCAUAGACUUCUGCUAUUCCAGUGUCAUCACCCCCCAAAUGCUGAUGAGUUUUGUCUCAAAGAAGAACAUCAUCUCCUAUGCUGGGUGUAUGACUCAGCUCUUCUUCUUUCUUUUCUUUGUCGUCUCUGAGUCCUUCAUCCUGUCGGCGAUGGCGUAUGACCGCUAUGUCGCCAUCUGUAACCCGCUGUUGUACACGGUCACCAUGUCUCCCCAGGUGUGUUUGCUCCUUUUGUUGGGUGUCUAUGGGAUGGGGUUUGCUGGGGCCAUGGCCCACACAGCAUGCAUGGUGAGUCUGACCUUCUGUGCUCACAACCUCGUCAACCACUACAUGUGUGACAUCCUUCCCCUUCUCGAACGCUCUUGCACCAGCACCCGUGUGAAUGAGCUGGUGGUUUUUGUCGUUGUGGGCAUUGAUAUCGGUGUGCCCACAGUCACCAUCUUCAUAUCUUAUGCCCUCAUCCUCUCCAGCAUCCUCCGCAUUCGUUCUACCGAGGGCAGGUCCAAAGCCUUCAGCACCUGCAGCUCCCACAUGAUUGCGGUUUCUCUUUUCUUUGGGUCAGGGGCAUUUGUGUACCUCAAACCCUCUUCUCUUUUACCUAUGAACCAGAGCAAAGUGUCCUCUUUGUUCUAUACCACUGUGGUGCCCAUGCUCAACCCGCUGAUCUAUAGCCUGAGGAAUAAGGACGUUAAAAUUGCUCUGAAGAAAACCUUGAGCAGGAGUUCAUUCUCCUGAGAAAGGGGCAACACUUAGGAAAGGAACUUUUUUUCUCCCAGAGAUGAUUCAGGCUCCAUUGGUUACAUGUGGGAAAUUUUAAUUCCUUCUCAAAUAGGUUCAUCCUCCCCAUUUUCAGGGUUCUUUAAUUUACAAAGAUUCUUAAAACUAUAGAAUUCUCACAUUUUGUGGGUUUUGAGGGGUCAUUUAAUUCAGUCACCUCAUAUUUAUGAGGAUCGAUUCAGGCUUAUGUAUCUUCUCCAAGGUCAUUCAGCUACUCAGUAGCAGAACUGUGACAAGUCUCUUUAUUUCUAAUACGGGUUGCUCUCCAUUACAGCUCACUUUUCCUCCCUCAGGCUUUGGAAGAUUUCAUUUCAAAUGAGAGCUGGCCUAGGAUGUUAAAAUCUGAUUCUGUCUACGGAAAUUUCAUGUGACUUUUUAAGGGCUAAUUUUAAAUAUCACAUUUUGCAAGAAGGUAGGAGGUAUAGAAUUUUUUGUUGAGAUGGUCUUGGCUAAAUGACCAGAGAAAUUCUUGAAGAAUUUUGCAGACUAUGCAUGGGAAGUGUGUUAGGACCCAGAGAAUAGGAAGCAUGGUGCCUCUUGAGACAGUGGUGUGGAGCUUCAGGGACUCGGACUUUAAGGAAACUGGUGAUGCCAGGUGGAAGAACUUACAGGAGGUGUCAAGGUUAUAAUGGACAGAAUUUGGGAAUUGUUUUACACACAGUCAUUUCCAUGUUUUCCAAUUGUGCUGUUAAAGCCAGGGUGGAGAAGUCUGCAGCUCAGGGUGGUCAGCACAGGAUCUGGAGGAUUUUUCAGGACCACAGAAAGGCUUGUGUACAAGUCAGUAAUCAGGUUAGUGGUACACAGCAGCCAGUCAGCAGAGGGAAUGGCCGCUGAGUUAAGUUAUGGUGCUACAUCAGCAGAGAUCAUAUGGGGUAUUUUCUGUAUACCUUUCCAGAUCAACUUUCUACUCCUUGCCACCUCACUCCACGCCCUUCCAGGUGUUCCCUAAUGGGCUCUUUCGUUUUUGGCUGGAUUAGGCCAAUGGCAGUA
Molecule: messenger RNA, 2186 nt
Organism: Microcebus murinus (gray mouse lemur)
Lineage: Eukaryota; Metazoa; Chordata; Mammalia; Primates; Cheirogaleidae
Product: olfactory receptor 8B8
Biological process (GO): G protein-coupled receptor signaling pathway
Cellular component (GO): membrane
Molecular function (GO): olfactory receptor activity; G protein-coupled receptor activity
Source: RefSeq, a predicted model, not a curated record